This is a messenger RNA of Fundulus heteroclitus (mummichog), 5265 nucleotides long. It is a transcript of the gene nfil3-2, whose product is annotated as nuclear factor, interleukin 3 regulated, member 2. The coding region runs from base 814 to 2619 and encodes 601 amino acids. Gene Ontology annotation, molecular function: DNA binding; DNA-binding transcription factor activity. The record is from RefSeq and is a predicted model, not a curated record. The transcript is spliced from 2 exons. Lineage: Eukaryota; Metazoa; Chordata; Actinopteri; Cyprinodontiformes; Fundulidae. Gene Ontology annotation, cellular component: nucleus. Gene Ontology annotation, biological process: circadian rhythm; regulation of DNA-templated transcription.
AUUCGAAGGCGAAAGAGGAGAGGGGAGGGAGGCAGAGCCAAGAGAGAAACAAAAAAAAACGUGACUAGGCACCCAAAGCCUCCUGUUAUGCAACAACUGACCUACUAACAUACAUUAGAGAGACGCGGCAGCGAAGAGGAGAGAGCGAAAGGAGGAAAUAAAGAGAGGAAAAUAAAGAGAGGGAGGGCGGGAGGAAUCGAGCACGAUCAUGACGGGUGGAGCGCACCAAAACAAGGCUCUGUGCUCUCACAUCUGUCGCCGCUGACAGAGGAGAGAGCUGGUGGUGUUUUGGAAGCGUGAGCGACUUUGAGGGAGGCGCAGAGCACCGGAGACCGAUGGGAAAGGCGCAUUGUUGGACAAGAAAACUGUGCGCGCCCCUGUGGGAUUUUACGCAUAAUUUUGAAGCCUUUCAUCUUGCAGUCAGCUGCAGAGAGAACAGAGCGAGAGACGGAAGCUGAGACCAAGACUCCCCAAGAGACAAGCAUGCUGAGGUAGACAGAACGACCUACAUCCCCCAGCCUGUGUGGAGAUUUAGGACACUUCGUCUUCAGCUCUACAUGUUGUGUUGUCCUACUGAUAACCUUUAACAACCAAGACUGGAAUCUGAUUUAAUCCUCUUCUGCUUUUUUGGACACUGAAAGGAGAACCCUGGAAAGUGGAUAAAUGAGGGUUGCCAACGUUAGAUUUUACUCGUUCUUCAUCUUUUUGAGUUGUUUGGACACUUGAAUCCAAAACAAUCCACAGGCUGCCUACUUCAGGAGGCAAGGUUUUCUUCACAAGCUCAUUAUUUCAAAGUGGCUGGCAGUUCCAAGAAUGGAAAAUCUAAGUCCAACUCUGAAGACACUAAAUACACCCUCAGGGAACAACAUUGAGACCUUCCACGGAUAUGAAGAGACUCUUCAAGGGACACCCGCCCGUCUGGGAAGACUUAUCAAACCCAAGCCUAACCUUACGUGCAGACGGAAGCGUCAGUUCAUUUCCGACGAGAAAAAGGACGCCUCCUACUGGGAGAAAAGGCGCAAGAACAACGAGGCCGCCAAACGUUCGCGGGAGAAGCGCCGUCUCAACGACAUGGUUUUGGAAAAUCGUGUCAUCGCACUGAAUGAUGAAAAUGUGAGGCUCAAGACUGAGCUACUCCAGCUGAAGUUACGCUUUGGUCUCAUAAGCACAGCCUCGUACAUUGAAAAGAGCCAACAGAUCAGUGUAGGCAAUGAAGCAGGAACCGGGGGCUCUUCCUCGUCCUCCUCUUCUACUCAGUACUACUCCAGCGGUUACUCGAGCAGUUCUCAGGUGAUGAUUAACUCAGACUCCUCCGAAACAGAGCAGUCGGGACGCAGCGACGGCCACAGGCAGCUGGUGAAGUACUCUCCACGCGGCUCCCUCUCUGACAUGUCCGAUGGCUCAUCAAGGGACAGCCCUGACCCGAUCCCAUUUGAGAUCAAACAGGAGGGCGACAGGCUGGAGAUGGACAUCACCAGUGGCACCACGACCCAGAUCAUGUUCAACAUUCACAGGGGUCCGGCUUCUUCGUCUACACACCACCAGAUUAAACAGCACCAGGAGAUGGACGCCGCGUAUAACCACCACCCCCACAUCCUUCAGCAGCAAUCACAACCCCAUCAGGAGACAGUAGCGGCCAUCAAAGCCACGAGCCAGUCUGCCCCUCACCCGCCGGCGGCCCAAAGAAGCGUCAUUCUGUACGGCGCCAGCGUUGCCUCUUAUCCGGUAGACAUUGUCACCAGGCCCCAGGAUGUUGACCUGCCAGUAGCCUUAAAGCACAGCAGCAGCCAACUGCAGCAGUCCAUCACAGAGACUUCCACUGAGACUCUGGCUGAGGUAACAAAGCAGCUGGAGAGAAAGACACUGGACUCGCCUACGUAUGAGCUCUCAGACAGCUUUGGCGAGGCUAAAGAGAGAGAGAUGUACAGAGUCUGCCAACUUACCCAUCAGCAACUAGAGCAGCAACAGGAGGGGGAAUCCCCCGCGGAUCUCCUGAGUGAACAGGUAGAGGGGCUCAGCCACACCCAGCUGUACCACCACCUUCAACAACCUCAUCAUUCCCACCUCAGUGCACAAGAUGAGGAGCCACCAGUGCUUAGCUAUGAGGGCGGAUCCAGAGCUGACAGUUAUCUUCAAAGCCAGUCGGCGUCAUUAAGCGAUGGUGACCCCUGCAGCUCUGAUAAAGAGGCAUCAACAGAUGACGACGAAUCCCUAUCUUUGUCCUGCUCAGACAUGAGCAACCUCCACAACCAUCAUCUCUCUGGGAUCCUCCAAUCUGGUUUGUCUCUGCCCCAGUACCCAGGCUGCUCCCAGAUGCAGGGCUGGGAUCCCCAAGGGGAGGUGAGAGGAACCGCACUGCCCCACAAACUCAGACUCAAACACCGGGCUAUGAGCACCGGAAGCAGUAGUGGCAACUGCUCUGGACAGGAGUCCCCAACCACUACUUCCGCUGCCACUCCUCCUCCUCCUCUCCCUCAGGACCCCUACCUUUCCCUCUCGCCGUUGCAGAACAUUAAGCAAGAGCACCCAAGUGGCGCUUGCAAACUGGUAACUUCGGGGAUGAAGAAGGACAGUGGCAAAAAGGAAAGCGGUGGGCGACGGAACAAGAGGCGGGAUUAGGAGGUCAUUGCUUCAGAACCUUGAAGAUGCAAGUUCACCUCUAAGACUACUCUGCCAACAUGCCUUUGCUCUACUAUUAAAUGCCCCUGGGAGUUGAUUCCAGGCUUUCCUAUCCCCCAACCCCAAGACUCUAGAGAAGAAUGGACAUAUUGUAGGGCUCUGUAUCAUAUUUGUAUAUGUUGUACAGAUUUGUCAUUUCUUACAUCCUCUCCAUACUUACUGAACCAUGUGUUGUUUAUGGGAUGAGGAGAAAUGGAACUCCCUGUUUUUCUACUUUUCUCAUUCAACAGUAUCCGUCAGGAUACGCCGGCAAAAGCACAUUUUUGAUAGUACACAAAAAGGAAUGUAAAAGGAAAAAAAAAAAACUUUCAACAAAUUUGAUACAUGUUCAGCUGUAGGUGAACAUACAAAUGUAUAGGUCACUGCCUUAAAUACAAUCAAAUGCAAAUGUACACCUGGGAUAUCCCCCUUGACCAAAGAAGCACCAAACACUACAACUAUGAGUUUUCAAACCUUUUCCCACACCCUACCUCUCUGCUCACCUUCCCCCUCUCCCUCCUCACCAUCUGCAUUAUUUCACAAGAGAUCACAUCGCAAUUAUUUUUGAAGCACUUGUUUUGUACAUAAAUGUGACAUAAAUGAAUAUAUGCAUCUAUUUUAAGCAUCUAUUUUAGAAAGAAACGACUACACAUCCAAUAAUAAAAUGCAGCAGAAGGGAUGAAUCUGAAAGUGAGCGUCCUCUGACAAAUCACAAGUAUUGCACAGUAGAGGUGUAACGGGAUCUUGUGGCACAAGAUAAUAAUACGUGUGGACUUCGCUUGAUCUUCGCAAGUUCAAAAUCCCCCACCCCCAAAAUAUUUAUUCAGUCGUCACUUUUUAAACACAUUAGACACAUCUAGCUGAGAAUUCACCCUGCCUUGGAGGGUCAGCCAAUGACCAGACACUGCUAGUGUGGAUUGUUGAAUAGAGAACAAUAGGGGCAUCUUUUUUUUGCCAUGAAUCAGCGACAUGUGCUGCCUUAAAACUGCAAUUUGAUGCCUCUAAAUUGAACGUUAGCCGCCGGAAAGGCCAAAGUCAGCGUCUGUUUUGUUGCUGCCCAUCAGGGAGAUAAAAAUUAGACCAAUGAGAAAUGAACUUAAAAAAAUCCACAUUAAAACUAUCUAAAUCUAUACUGAUUACAAGCUAAUACAUUUAAACAAAGGCGAUUGUAAUUUGUGAAACUUUUACUCAAAAAAGGUGGCAUCUCAGUUUUUGCCCCCAACGUUUCCUAAAAUCUUAUCUGGUCAAGUUCUUGUGAACCUAAUAGUGGACCAUCUUUUCUGAUGAACUGGAUGUAUCACUCGUCCCAUGAACCGUAUCAUUACACCCCCUACUGCAGAGCCAUGCUGUUUAGGGUUGCUACAGAACGCAUUCAGAUGAAGCAUCUCUUCUGAUUGUUACGCUUUGGCAUAAAUCAUUAGUAAAGUCUUGUUUACACAGAAAUGGCCGUCCAAUUCGGAGAGCCAGCAGCACUGAAAGAACAUGUUUCUCCCUGAGGCAAUGGCCUCAUUAAAUUAGAAUUAAUAAACCUUUAACCAGCCUUUAAAUAUUUGGUGGAAAUCACCGGCUGCAGGCUGUAAGCCUUUUGUUUCUUUGAGCUUUAUCAACCGCAUCUCGUUGUUAACCUUCACUGGCCCAAUGUAUUUAUUUCCCUGCCCCAACAUGCCAUUCACUGUAAAAAAAAAAAAAAAAAAAAAAAGUGCAACACAGGAACAUAGACGGAGAAUGUGUACAGACCUUUUCAGAUACAUAUCACGGCUUAAAAGUAGAACGUUUCAUGCUGGCAAAGGAGCAGAAGGAAGCAGGGUUUAGACACAUUCAUGUAAAAACACUGCAGUGCACUGAGACUUAACGGGAGCACUGAACACCUACUGUUUAUUUUAUUUUUCUGUCAUGGAACAUGGUUCUGUAGUGUGACCAAAUGUGACUAUCAAGGCCCAUGGCACACGUUGAAAAAAAAAAUUGUUGUAGCUGAGUACUUUAAGUCCAAAGCCAAACUCUGCUUAUCAUCAAACGGGACAAAAUGUUUAAUCUUGAGCUUUAAUUAAAAGUAGCAAAGGCUCUCCCUUGUUUCCUGUCUGCCUCCGUUAUGCAUUUCUGGGGGUUGUAAAUCCCCUUCCUCGUGGUAGUUCUGCAUCUGGAUUGUGAUAAAUUGCCUUCACUGGAUUCUAGUUUAUUGUCUAUGUACCACGUUUGGCUUUUUGGUGCUUGUGUAUAAAUGUAAAGUUUCACAAACACUGUAAUGUUUGUUUCAUUGGUUUUGUAUCCUCUUUUUAGUCCAGGUGACAUUGGGUUGUUUUUUUCUUUCCUCUAUGCCGUGUCUUUGCUCCUACUGACUGUGAUGACAUGUAUUUGCCUCAUUCCUCCUCGUCCCCCACGUUUUUCCGUGUGUAUUAAACAGUAAUGUUUGUGGAUUUGCUGAUGGUUUCUAUGAGAAAAAAAAAAAGACAUGGACAAGGCAACAUUGGUGUGAUGUUUAGAGAUGGUUGGAGGUUGGUCUGGCUGGUCAUUACCAUGUAAAGACACUAAUGUUCAUUGUUGAAAGAUGAGAGCAUUUCAAGAAAAAAUAAAAAAAAAAUAAUGCUGCUCUGUUGACAUAUCAAUGAA